UACCCCCGUGUAGCUGCGGCUAGUUAGCCUGCCUGCCUGCCUAGCCUAGCAGCGCUGCCGAGGAAUGACAUGCUUUGAUAUAGAAAUGCUACUCCAACGGGGCACCGCGUCUGAACGGGGCUAGGCUAGCUUCGCGGAGUGGCGAGAAAAAAAAAAAAAAAAAAAAGCUGGCCGCUAGCUCGGAUUCUGGAUACCAUUUGAGUGCAUCCCGUGGCAGUACCCGCGACGCUUUAACAAAAUUUCCAGGAGGGAGAUAUAAGAAGAGGUGGCCACCGGUGUCAGGUCAACAGAAGCAUCAGAGCCCUUCAAGUUCUCAGCUUUGAUGCAGUACAGUGAACCUAGUGCAAGAUGACGGAAGAGGUGAUUGUCAUCGCCAAGUUUGACUACAUGGCCCAGCAGGACCAGGAGCUGGACAUCAAGAAGAACGAGCGCCUCUGGCUCCUCGACGACUCCAAGUCCUGGUGGAGGGUUCGAAACGCCACCAACAAAACGGGCUUCGUGCCGUCCAACUACGUGGAGAGGAAGAACAGCGCGAGGAAAGCGUCCAUCGUCAAGAACCUCAAAGACACACUUGGAAUCGGGAAGGUGAAGAGCAGAAAAGGAGGGAUGAGAGACACCGCCUCAAACGCCGACACCGACCCGUACACAGACGAGCGGCUGUACGACCUCAACCUGCCGGCGCUGGUGAAGUUCAGCUACACGGCGGAGCGGGAGGACGAGCUGUCUCUGGUGAAGGGCACGCGGGUGGUGGUCAUGGAGAAGUGCAGCGACGGCUGGUGGAGGGGGAGCUACAACGGACGGUCUGGCUGGUUCCCGUCCAACUACGUGACGGAGGACGUGGACGGGACGGCGGGGGGCGGGGGCAUGGGGGGUCUCGGGGACCCGGCCGGAUCGCUGACGGAGAAGCUGGCCGCCGUGGUGAACAGCACGGCGAACGGAAACCGGGUGCUGCACACGGUGCAGGCGCUCUACCCCUUCAGCUCAGACAACGUGGAGGAACUGAACUUCGAGAAGGGGGAGAUAAUGGAGGUGGUGGAGAAGCCGGAGAACGACCCGGAGUGGUGGAAGUGCCGCAAAGGGGACGGACAGCUGGGCUUGGUGCCCAAGAACUACGUCACUGUGCUGGACUCCACCUCCCAUAAACCCGCGGCGGGGCCCGCUGGGCCGCCCACGCCGGACUGUGACUACAUCUCGCCUUCGGCCAGCGGGCGCUUCGCGGGGAAGGAGUGGUACUACGGAAAGGUGACGCGCCACCAAGCAGAGGUGGCCCUCAACCAGAGAGGCACCGAGGGAGACUUCCUCAUCCGAGACAGCGAGUCAUCGCCAAACGACUUCUCCAUCUCCCUGAAGGCGCAGAGCAAGAACAAGCAUUUCAAAGUGCAGCUGAAGGAAAACCUUUACUGCAUCGGACAGCGCAAGUUCAACUCUAUGGAAGAGCUUGUCGAACACUACAAAAAGGCCCCCAUCUUCACCAGUGAGCAGGGAGACAAACUGUACCUGAUCAAGGCCCUGGCCGCCUCCUGAUCCGACUCUCACAAACACGCACACACACACACACACACCAACACACACAUAAACACACCGACACACACGCACACACCUACACGUUCUUAAUGGCAUCCAUAUAUAACACAGAUACUCACACUAACAUUUCAACUCCAAGCCUGAGAACUUAACACAUCAUCAGGACUUAAAUGGCUGAUUUGUGAGCAUUCCAAGAGGAGGUAUGGAAAAAGCAUGGGAGAGACUUGGAGGGGGGAGACAAAAGACUAUGGACUCCUGAGAGUUGACUACAGACCUCUUGGUCGCCUAUUUUAAAUUAUCCAGAUGUGUUAGGUCAUAGGCAAUGCCAUGUAUUUCCACCUUGAUAUCUAUUAGAGUUGCAUUUAGUUUUCUCUUUUUCUGUUGAUAAUAUAUAAUCUUUUUUUAACAGUUUCUUUUAAAAUGUGAUUUUUUUUUUUUUUAACUGUACACAAACACCUGACUGAGAUAUUUUUUUUUUUUUUUCAGAUGUUAGCAAAUUUCAGAGCCUAGAGGUCUACAUUUCAAACCUUUUUUUUUUUCUGUGUUGUCUGUCUUAACGCGUUCUGUCGUCGCUGUGGACACACUAAUCCACGACUCUCUGCUAAUCAUGAAUAAAAAUUAAGUGACCAAAAUAUAUUUAUUGAUGAUUCUGUUAGGUUUGUAGAGAUUGGAAUACGACACUGUGCAUCUUUAUCUCUCUUAUUAGUAUUUUAUUUUAUUUUUUAUUUUUAUUUUUUCUCAGAGAAUUCCUCUUCUUGUGCAAGGUCAAGCUAAGAUAUUCAUCUUCCUUUCAACAGAACUGCUUGUCUCACAUAUUGCUGUAUCCACAUCAUGUGAAUGUUACAAAGCCGGGGCGUCCGCAGACGGUCCCAUGACUUCGGAUCGUGUCCUAACACCUUCCCCGCACCCCCUCCACUCUCCACUCUCCACUCUCCACUCACCAGAAGGGACACUGCCGGUCCACACGGGCGACGGGGAGUUUAUUUGUUCGUGCCGAGGUCAUGUGAAGAGUCAAAAAGUAUUUUUCCAUCCCGUUUCCCUCCAGCCCCAGCGUGUGUGUGUGUGGGUUACAGCUGAUGUGUCUUCCCAAUGUUGCCAAAGGGGAUGAUUCUCAGGAUGGAGGCGAGUCAAGAGGGAGAGGAGGAGGAGGAGGAGGAGGAGGAGGAGAGCGGGAAUGAGGAAGGGGGGGGCGUUCGCCGACAACAGAAAAGCUUCCAGACAAACAAAUUCUGCGGAGCUCGGAGGGGAAAUGGAGGACCGGUCGAGAGGAUGAUGUCACUCCUCCUGAAUUAGUGAUCACUGGAGGGAGCGGAGGACUCAGAGGUCGCCCGGGGGUCGUGUUUGUGCGGUUGCGAGUCGCGUAGAUCACGUCAGGAGACGCCCUUCUUCCUUAAGCAGGCACGGGGGGAUUUUCACAAAACAAUUCCUAAUGGCAAGAGAUCUCCCGAGGAAAACCGGCGGUUCGGGCCGUUUAUUUCCAUGAGUCUAAAUGUAUGGCGAGUGUUAAUAGAGUAGUUAUCAGCAGCUUAUAUUUACAGUAAGGGUCUGUAGCUAAUGGUUAUUUGGUGAAAGUAGCGUUUGAAUGUUGAAGUGCAGCAAUCAGAGCUGCAGCAGCAGCAGCAGCGUUGGCGUGGAGCCACCGGAGCAGUGGGCUCAGGGAGACGAUGAUCACGACGGCUGCGAUGAUGAGUUCUCCAGCUGUGGCCAGUUGGAACGGAGCGCAGAAAGAAAGAGGGAUUUCACAGAAGAGGAAAGGAAAAGAUGGAAAUUCAAAAAACAAAAAACAACAAAAAAAAAAAAACUGAAGGGGGAGGAGACUUGGAGGAGCCCCACGUCUUAUUCAGCAUCGGAGUAACGGAUUUUUAGAUGGGAGUGUGUUGGAGGGGGGUUUUAAUGUAAUACAAGCAUUAAAAAAAAAUAUCUCAUGCCACAAAGGAUGGAAAAAAAAAAAAGAAAGAAAUGGGUGUGAACCUUUUUCGCCCUCCAUUCCCCAGGUGACGGACAAUUACAUAAACGGUGAAACAAUUGCUUUUCAGUUUGAUUUACGGGGGGUGAAAAGGCCAAGUGCUAAUUUUACCCCUGACGGCACCGAGCUGAAAUCUGAACCGAAGCGAGAUCUUAUUAAACGGGAUUAAAAAACGACAUUCCAGGAUUAGGAAUAUUUAGAUUUCUAAAUGCAUGGCUGAAAGUGUAAACCACAGGAUUGUUCAUCAGCAUGGCUUGAGUGACUUAUUAUUACUUUUUUAUCAUUAUUAUUAUUUUGUGAAUUCUGGGUCCCAGAUCUUAAUUUCUACCCGUGCCUGCGUUCAUCUCCACCCACCAGAUUAACGUUUACCUUACGCCCCUCAGUCGGCCCCGGCUGUUGUGCUGUUGCCAUUUUUGCUGCCACUUCACGUUGAGUUCUCGUUUGCCUACAGUUGUAAUCUGGUGAAAAAUUUCCUCCCCCGACUUCCACCUCUGCAGCAUUAAAGUGACAAUGUGCCCCAGUUUGAAGGAUUUAGGAGGAGAUUUUAACGUGCCUUCACAGCUUUUUGUCAACCAAAGGUUUAGUGUCCCAUUUAUUUCCGUUUUUUUUUUUUUUUUUUUUUAAACCCCCGCGCUUCCCACUUCUCUCGCCGGUGCUGCGCAGCCAUUUGGUUAAAGCUUUGCAUGCGCGUCAGUUGAGUGAUUAGUGAGUGACAUGUGAAAACAUCCUCGUAGGGAAGCGUAUUUCCUCAUCUAACGCUCACGUUGACAUAGGCCGACUUAUUUAUUUAUUUUUCAUCCUCAUGCACAAAAUGUCCAUAAGUUGCUCUCGUGUGUAGUCUCAAGUGACCUUACCAUAGCCGAGUUCAUAAAGUAUACCUUCUUCAGUGAACAGUGAAUGCCUACAUGUACAGUAUAUAAUAAAAAAAAAUAUAUAUAUAUGUGCUGAUGUUCAUUCAGAAACAUAACCCCAGGUGUGAUGUAAUCAUGACCUGAAUCUCAUGUAUGAGCACAUCAAGUAACGGUAUCACAUAUUGUUGGUUGUGAAGAAACUGUCAUGGUUUCUGAGGAUAGUUUUUUUUUUUUUUUUUUAAUGUCUGUAUGUAAAACUAGUGUAAGACAUUCACUUUUGCAGUUUAGCCACUUAAAUAUAUAAAAGAAGUCCUUUUAAAUGUUUUACUUGAUAUCCACAUACAGAACUACAGUAUCUCUCCCCUGCAUAGAUAUUGUUACUGGGAUCUUUUUUUCAUUUUUACAAACGAACGGAGGCCGCAUGAGCAGAGCCUUGUAGCUGUACAGAAAUUUGAAUCUGCAUUUAAAAAAAAAAAAAAAAGAAAGACACUGCAGCCAGUUGUGACUGAUAUUAUCAAGAGAUUUGUUUGAGAAACCGAUUCGUGAGCUGCACUGUGGCCGAGCGCGAAACGAGCCUGAGAUUGAUCUCUGCAGAUUUCUUGAUGAUGUUCAGAGCAAGUGGUCCGUGUUUCAACUUUGGUGCUUUUGUGCUGCUUACAUUUCUAUGGUGUUCUUUGUCUCACAACGCUUUUUUUUUUUUGUCUUUGUUUUUUUUUUUUUUCUUUUGUUUCCUGUCUGUAUGAGAGAGUGAAGAAUUCAUGCUGUGGAAUGAUAAAGGCAGUGCUGUGAAAAUUUAAUGUCAUGCUCUUAAUACUGUUUUUAUGGAGGGGAGAUCGUCUUCAGGUGUAAUAAUUUAGAAGAGUUUAUUAGAGUGUUCAAAAGACGUAAUAAACGGCAUAAAAAGGA
Messenger RNA from Mugil cephalus (flathead mullet), 5247 nucleotides. It is a transcript of the gene nck1b, whose product is annotated as NCK adaptor protein 1b. Bases 349 to 1524 code for a protein of 391 amino acids. Gene Ontology annotation, biological process: negative regulation of endoplasmic reticulum stress-induced eIF2 alpha phosphorylation; positive regulation of translation in response to endoplasmic reticulum stress; negative regulation of PERK-mediated unfolded protein response. The record is from RefSeq and is a predicted model, not a curated record. Lineage: Eukaryota; Metazoa; Chordata; Actinopteri; Mugiliformes; Mugilidae. The transcript has 5 exons. Gene Ontology annotation, molecular function: ephrin receptor binding.